This is a messenger RNA of Xenopus tropicalis (tropical clawed frog), 3034 nucleotides long. Lineage: Eukaryota; Metazoa; Chordata; Amphibia; Anura; Pipidae. The record is from RefSeq and is a predicted model, not a curated record.
CCCAUUUUCAUUCGAAAUGCAUGCUGGGAGCCUGGCGAGCGGCGCUGCGGCGUGAGUAAGGCCUAAAGAAGGAAGGGCGCCGGUGCGUUUGUGUGAGGCCGCCACAUAUACUGGAAGUAGACCCGAGCAGAGGCCUGGAGAGCAAUCACUAAGUAGCUAGGCACAGAAGCGUCCCCUGGCCAGCAGGGAAGGUUUUUACUAUAAAUAUGUCUUAUCCACCACAUCUAAAUCGCCCACCUAUGGGGAUUCCAACUCUUCCUCCAGGGAUCCCACCACCUCAGUUUCCAGGCUUUCCACCACCUCCUGGUACUCCAAUGAUUCCUGUACCAAUGAGUUUAAUGGCACCUGGACCAACUGUAUUGGUACCAACAGUAUCUAUGGUUGGGAAACACUUGGGGCCUCGGAAAGACAUGAUUGGGCUGAAAAAUAAAGAAAAUGAUGAUAACAGUGGCCCAACUACCACAGUGUUUGUGGGAAACAUAUCUGAAAAGGCAUCAGAUAUGCUCAUCAGGCAGCUUUUAGCUAAAUGUGGCUUAGUCUUAAGCUGGAAGAGAGUACAAGGAGCAUCUGGGAAACUUCAAGCCUUUGGAUUUUGUGAGUACAAGGAACCUGAAUCUACUCUGCGAGCUCUACGGCUUCUUCAUGAUCUACAAAUUGGGGAGAAAAAGCUGCUUGUAAAGGUUGAUGCCAAGACCAAAGCUCAGCUGGAUGAGUGGAAAGCAUCUAAAAGGGCUUCCAAUGGAAGUGCAAAGCCUGAAUCAGCAGCAGAUGAUGAGGAUGAUGUGGACGAGGAUACAAAGAGGCGGGAUGGGAUUAUAAAAGGUGCAAUCGAAGUUCUGAUUAAGGAGUAUUCUAGUGAACUGAAUGCUCCAUCACAGGACUCUGAUUCGCACCCCAGGAAGAAAAAGAAAGAUAAAAAGGAAGAGAUGUCAAACAGUGUACAACUGCAGGAGGAUAUAAAUGCAAUAGAAAUGGAGGAAGACAAGCGAGACCUAAUAUCCCGUGAAAUCAGUAAAUUCAGAGAUACGCACAAGAAAUUGGAGGAGGAGAAAGGCAAAAAAGAAAAGGAGAGGCAGGAAAUAGAAAAAGAGCGCAGAGAACGUGAGCGAGAACGAGAGAGGGAAAGAAGGGAACGGGAACGUGAAAGGGAAAAGGAGCGAGAAAAGGAGAAAGAAAGAGAGCGGGAUCGUGAGCGGAACAAAGACAGAGAUCGAGACAGGGACCGGGACAGGGAUAGAGAUCGCGACAAAGAUAGAGAUCGUGCAAGGGACCACAGUAAAGACAGGAGCCGAUCAAGAGAAAAAAGCAGAGACCGUGACCGAGAUAGGGAUCGUGAGAGAGAUCGUGAAAGGGAGAGAGAGCGUGAUCGAGAGAGGGAUAGAGAGAAAGACAAGAAAAGAGAUCGGGAGGAAGAUGAGGAAGAAGCUUAUGAAAGGCGAAAACUGGAAAGGAAACUGCGGGAAAAAGAAGCUGCCUAUCAAGAGCGCCUUAAAAACUGGGAGAUCAGGGAGAGGAAAAAGGCAAGAGAAUAUGAAAAGGAUGCAGAGCGUGAGGAGGAAAGACGCAGAGAAACGGCAAAAGAAGCAAAACGACUCAAAGAGUUUUUGGAAGAUUAUGAUGAUGACAGAGAUGAUCCAAAAUAUUACAGGGGCAGUGCCCUCCAGAAGAGGUUAAGAGACCGUGAAAAGGAAAUGGAAGCUGAUGAGCGGGAUCGUAAAAGAGAAAAGGAAGAGCUGGAGGAAAUAAGACAGCGACUGUUAGCAGAAGGCCAUCCAGAUCCAGAUGCAGAACUGCAGAGGAUGGAGCAGGAAGAAGAGAGACGGAGACAGCCACCACAAAUCAAGCCCCAGCCAGAGUCUGAAGAAGAAGAAGAGGUGAAACCCAUGAGAGAAGAGAAAAUAGAGGAACCUGUAGAAGAAGAGGAACUUGAACCAAAGCCUUGCCUUAAGCCUACGAUGCGGCCAAUCAGCUCUGCUCCCUCUGUUUCUUCUGGUAGCCGUAAUGCCACUCCAAAUUCCCCAGGGGAUGAGUCUCCUUGUGGCAUCAUCAUUCCUCAUGAGAACUCGCCAGAGCAGCAACCACAAGAGGAAUACAGGCCUAAAAUAGAACUUAGCUUAAAAUUAGGUGCACCUAAUAGUCCCAGUCAGCCAAAUGCUGCAAAGAGGAAGAAGUUGCCAGUAGAUAGUGUUUUUAACAAGUUUGAUGAUGAAGAUAGCGAUGAGGUGCCUCGAAAAAGAAAACUGGUACCGUUGGAUUAUGGGGACGAUGACAAGACCUCGGCCAAAAACAAUGUGAACACAGAAGAGAAACGGAAGCAUAUUAAGAGUCUUAUAGAGAAAAUUCCCACAGCCAAACCAGAGCUAUUUGCUUAUCCUUUGGACUGGUCUAUUGUGGACACUACAUUAAUGGAGAGACGAAUUCGGCCGUGGAUAAAUAAGAAGAUUAUAGAAUAUAUAGGCGAAGAAGAAGCAACAUUAGUUGAUUUCGUCUGUUCGAAAGUAAUGGCCCACAGUUCGCCUCAGAGCAUACUGGAUGAUGUUGCAAUGGUUCUGGAUGAAGAAGCAGAAGUAUUCAUUGUGAAAAUGUGGAGGCUUUUAAUUUACGAAACCGAAGCUAAGAAGAUUGGCCUUGUGAAGUAGUUCUGAAAUGUUGACCUUUAAUUUAAAUGUUCAUCAAAUUUAACUUUGCUGUCUGCCGGGCCGUUAUUUUUCACAGCACACCGACGAGCCAUACAUUGAAGUCUUCAGCAAAGCCGUCAAUAAUUCAGUAGUUUGUCGUCAGACAAGCAAAAUCUGUAUUUUUAUGUAGAGAAUGUGUUUUUUGUUUUUUUUUUUCACCUCUGUCCGCUUUGUCCGGAAUCUUUCUUCUUGUGACAGCCUCUCACCCGUCACUGGACGCUAUCACCCAGUAAACCAGUGUUUUACUGCUACGGUUUCAAAACUGCAGCUACUGUAUAAUGGUCCCUUGAGUAGCAAUGUUUUGCAAAUAUAUGCUCUUGUAUAUAUAUAUUAAAAUCUCCAGUUUUAUUUUGCAA